GGGAGUCGUCUGGUGCCCGCGCUGAGAUCUCUUGUUCCUCCCAGGUAGGAGCCGCCGGAGACCUGCAGGGAGCUGACCGCACGCCGAACACCGCGCUGGACGCGCGCCUCGGCGCGGAGGAGAGACAAUGGGUUUUGCCACAAGAAGAUGGUUCUACCUACCACUGGGCUGCAUGAUGUUGAUCAAUCUGAUGAAUGCUGAUUUUGAAUUUCAAAAGGGAGUGCUUGCCAGCAUCAGCCCAGGCAUCAUGAAAGAUAUUGAUUUCCAGUGCUGGAAUGCUUGCUCUUUGACGUUGAUAGAUCUCAAGGAACUCAAGAUACAGCACAAUGUAGAUGCUUUCUGGAAUUUCAUGUUGUUCUUGCAAAAAUCCCAAUGGCCUAGACAUUAUAAUGUCUUCUUAAGCAUAGCUCAGGAUUUCUGGGACAUGUAUGUAGACUGCUUGCUUUCACGAUCUCAUGGAAUGGGCAGAAGACAGGUGAUGCCUCCCAAGUAUAAUUUUCCACAGAAGGUAACAGGAGGUAAUUUAAAUGUGUAUUUAAGAGAACAACAGGUUUAGUAUUUUAAAAAAUUAAGUAUUUAAUCCUUAUUUGCUAACAAAUUUGCCCAAUUUUUUCUAACAAGAUUGACUUUGAUUUUCAUUUUUACUGAUUAUGUAUUAUUAGAAACUGCAGGAGCUCUGAUAUGCAGAGAUCUAAAUUAUCUUGAGAUAUAAUGCAUUUGGUAGAUCAUUAAAAUUAUUACCUUAUUUUCUCCAUGGAUAGUUAGUUCAUAAGAAAACUAUUUAAUACCACAAUCAUUCCCAUUACAUUUAUUGAAGAAAUUUUAAACAUAGGACAUAUAGUUAGGUUUUUAAAUUUUUUUCCAUAGGAUUAUUUAAAAGGAAAACAUCUUAAGAGUCACAUUAGAGUGACAAUAAUUUCUCCUCUCUAAUAUUAUAGGACUGGAUUUUACAAAACAUGAGUUUUACGUAUGAGAGAGAGAACGUGGAAAAGACCUCAAGCAAGGGGACAUCAACCUGAACAUUUAAUCUGUCAGUAUUUCUGAGGUCAAAUAUUUCCUGCAGUAUUUAUCAAAAUUGUUAUUUCUAAUUCUUUAAUAUUUAUGAAAGUUGCAUUUGUGUUGCUGUGUAAGUGCUUUAUGGCUUUUGAAUUAGCAUUUCUGUCUUUUCAAGUAAUUUGUCAAUUUUUUUUGGUCAAUAAUUUUUUAUUUGGAAGGCAUCUUUGUAAAGCAUUUUUAAAGAAAACACUUAAAAUGCAAAUGCAAUAUAUUUUUAAAUACAGUAGUCAAUGGAGUAAUGCUGUAACUAAUUUUAUAAGAUAUCUUAUACAUAAUGUUGACUUUAAAACUGUGCCAGAAUUAAUGCCAGUAUUGUCCUAAAAGGUAAUAUUUAAUCUUGAUGUAAUAUACCAAGUGGCUUCUGAAAUGUGCAUUUUAUCACCAAGCCAUCCCUUAUAUUAAAGUGU
Mustela lutreola (European mink) is the source of this 1463-nucleotide messenger RNA. RefSeq names its product family with sequence similarity 237 member B (gene FAM237B). The record is from RefSeq and is a predicted model, not a curated record. The transcript is spliced from 2 exons. The coding region runs from base 128 to 556 and encodes 142 amino acids. Lineage: Eukaryota; Metazoa; Chordata; Mammalia; Carnivora; Mustelidae.